Linepithema humile (Argentine ant) is the source of this 1617-nucleotide messenger RNA. RefSeq lists its product as uncharacterized. Lineage: Eukaryota; Metazoa; Arthropoda; Insecta; Hymenoptera; Formicidae. The record is from RefSeq and is a predicted model, not a curated record.
CAGUUCGGACUCAGGCCGUCACUUUUGUCGACCUUAACAACUGUUUUUUCCUACAUCCGUAGUUUAUAUUUAUAUUCGAUCUUUUAACAACCUUAAUUAUCUUGAAAAAUACAAAAUAUGGAGUCAGCGAUUGGAAAUCUCGAGCAAAGCGUUCAAAAAGCCGACGGAAAGCUAGAUAUGAUCGCGUGGCAGAUAGAUGCUUUCGAGAAAGCUUUUGAAGAUCCAGAAAGCGAGAUAUCUGUGCUUCGCCUAUUACACUCUGUCCAUCAGGUUACGAAAGAUUAUCAAAAUCUCCGUCAAGAAAUUUUGGAGGUUCAACAGUUACAGAAACAGCUUUCUGAUUCACUUAGAGCUCAACUUACACAGGUGCACGGACAUUUUAAUUUAUUGCGCAAUAAGAUUGUAGGACAUAAAUCACCACAAUUGAAAUAAAAAUGUAGUUAAAACAAAAUUUAUUAUGAAUUUAGAAAUUUUCUGAUAUUUGCCAUGAAUAUUAUUUAAAAAGAAAUAAACAAAUUGCACACAGUUUUAUGAGUUGAAAUUUAGACAUAUCUCUUGAUAUGUUAACACAUAUAUAAACUGACACAUUAUGAAAAAUGAUACGGCCCAUAAUUCAAAGAAAUAGAAAUGUUGCACACGUUUGCUAAAUGUUUUGAAUGUUUUUUGUUUAAAGUUUUGGUAAAAUUUGAAUUAAUUUGUCAUAAAAUUGUCUUAUGCAUUGUUCUUAAAUCUUGAAAAAUUUAAAUAUUGGACUUUAUAAAUGGAUUGGGAUCAACCAAAUAUCAUUGACAAAUAACUUCUUUGACUUAUGCCUUAAAUAGCAAUGGGGCCAAUGUACAUGAUGGUAUGUUGCUAAUAGUUGACACUGAAAGAGAAAGAAAAAGAGAUACUGUUAAAUUUAAUGAAUGUUUUUUUAUAUUAAACUCAUCUUGUCUAUGUUAUAGCUCCCCUAUUACUUCUUAAUCAGUAUUUUAAACAUAUUAACAGAUCAUAGACGAUAUUAUGAUUAACUUUUAAGUAAGAUUAAAAAUCGUUUUGUAGUGCUUUAGCUGAAUGGCUAAAAAGUAAAAUUUAUGUAUUUUUCUAAUUAUACUUAUUUGUAUAUUUUUACACCAUUUUAAGGACAAUGGUUAUUGAGAGUUUACUUCAGAUGUGUACCAAUCGAAGUUUUAUGAAACACUAAAAUUAGAAAAUAUAAGCUUAGCAUGAUAUCUUUGUGCAUAUCCAUAUUUUUUUGUUUAUUAAAUGCUUUAGGAGAGUUAGAUAUUUAUGCUUCCAUAAUUUUUUAAUUUCAUUUUCUGGGACAAUAAUUUCUCUGGCAAAUCUUUAAACAAUAUGAGUACAGUAAUAGCAUAACAUUUUAUUUCAACUCUCUAAACUACUAAUAAUAUCUGUAUUUUGUAUUCAUAAAUACUGACAAUGAGAGAGAGAGAGAGAGAGAGAGAGAGAGAGAGAGAGAGAGAGAGAGAGAGCGAGAGAGAGCUUACACAUAAUGUAAUAUAAAUUGUCUAAAAAAUAUAUGAUACAUUGAUACGCUGUGGCUAAGCAGUUAAUAUUUUAAUAGAACUCCAUAUUAUCUGUCUCUAUUUGUAUAAUUUUCAUUGCGAUUAUUGUAAA